UGGAGGAGGUGGGGGAGAACAUUCGGGCAUGCAUUUUCAGCAAGGCUUGGUGGCAGAGGAGUUGGAAAGUUUGCGUUAAGAACUUAAGAUCUCUUGUGAGCUGGUGCUGGGCACAAUACAGGGGAACCUUUCUUUCUUUUCCUCUCCUGUUGCAAGUUUUCGCUCUGGAUUUGUUCUAAAAUAUUUAACAGGCAAGUUAAGAAGAGAUUUACCAAGCUGGGGCCAUAUUGGGUUUGUAGUUAAUAUCACGUGAAAGGACUACUUUUGAAUGGUAGUUAAUUCGAGGGCAUGGGUCCUUCAUAUAGGCCUUCUGUCAGACUGCCGUUGAACAAAGUUUGAGGGUUCAGUCGGGUUGGAUGGUGUUUUCCUUCUUCAUUGAGGCUUGAAAAGGUUGGGGAUUGGUUUUUUUUAAUUUGGGUAGGCAGCUGGUUGCAGGGCAAAGAUCUAUCUCUGCAAUUUUAUUACAGGUGCGGGUCUUCAUUCCAGUGGCUGACACAACCAACUUCAGCUAUCUGAACAGUGAUUUUGUCGGGCACUUUAAUAUCAUCAGGUGCUACAACUUCCGGUGAUUUAGAGGCCGGAAGCUCAAGCCUGUGAAGUUCUUCUGUUUGUUCACAGCAAGGCAUAACCGUGGGAUUUCUGUAGAAUGAGCACACCUAAGGUUAAGAGGAGAGUGGGGAAAUAUGAGCUGGGGAGGACGAUAGGCGAGGGCACUUUUGCAAAGGUCAAGUUCGCAAGGAACACGGAAACAGGAGAGCCUGUGGCUCUUAAGAUCCUCGACAAAGAAAAGGUUCUCAAACACAAGCUAGUAGAGCAGAUCAAGCGGGAAAUUUCUACAAUGAAGUUAAUAAAGCAUCCAAAUGUCGUCCGUUUGUACGAGGUGAUGGGAAGCAAGACGAAGAUCUUCAUUGUACUUGAGUUUGUCACUGGGGGAGAGCUGUUUGACAAAAUUGUUAACUUCGGAAGGAUGAGCGAGGAUGAAGCACGGAGAUAUUUCCAGCAACUUAUUCAUGCUGUUGAUUACUGCCACAGCAGGGGUGUAUAUCACAGAGACUUAAAGCCAGAAAAUUUACUCCUUGAUGCACAGGGAAACCUCAAAAUAUCUGAUUUUGGCUUGAGUGCGCUUUCCCAACAAGUCAGGGAUGAUGGCCUUCUUCAUACUACUUGUGGAACUCCAAAUUAUGUUGCUCCAGAGGUGCUAGACGAUAGAGGUUAUGAUGGGGCAACUGCUGAUCUUUGGUCAUGCGGGGUCAUCCUAUUUGUGCUGCUUGCAGGUUACUUGCCUUUUGAUGACUCUAAUCUUAUGAACCUUUAUAAAAAAAUUUCAUUAGCAGAGUAUACGUGUCCAUCUUGGCUUUCUUUAGGUGCAAUGGAACUGAUCGUUAAGAUUUUGGACCCAAACCCUAUGACGCGGAUUACUAUUCCUGAGAUUUUGCAGAACAAAUGGUUCAAGGAAGGUUAUAAACCACCUGUAUUCCAAGAGGAAGAAAACAUAAAUCUAGAUGAUAUUCAUGCUGCUUUUAAGGACUCUGAAGCACAUCUUGUCAUGGAGAAGAAGGAAAUUCAGCCAUCAGUAAUGAACGCCUUUGACCUUAUUUCAAUGUCGAAGGGUCUUAAUCUUGGAAAUCUAUUUGAUGAAGAGCAGGAGUUCAAGAGGGAAACACGGUUUACAUCAAGGUGCCCUGCUAAUGAGAUCAUCAAUAAAAUUGAAGCAGCUGCAAAACCUCUUGGAUUCAAUGUUCAGAAGAAAAAUUACAAAAUGAAGCUAGAAAAUUUGAAAGCUGGGAGGAAAGGAAAACUUAACAUUGCAACAGAGGUGUUUGAAGUGGCCCCUUCUCUCCACAUGGUCGAAGUGCGGAAAGCUAAGGGAGAUACUUUGGAGUUCCACAAGUUCUAUAAGAAGCUUUCGGUUCGCCUGAAAGACGUAGUAUGGAAAACCGAGGAAGACAUGAAAAAUAGCGAGCCCGAUGAUCGUGAUGGCAACCACAAACUACAUGGUUCCUAGCAGUAGAGUUGUACAUAGCGUGCAGCGUGCGUCAAUUUUAAAGUUAGUUAUUUCCCAAAUUUUUGAGAUGGCACCAACACCAUCCCUGUUGGUGUAUGUAGCUUGGACCUUUUACUGUUCAUGUGACCGCGAAAAAAAAUAUACAUAUGUAUAUAAAGAUGGAACUUUCUGUAAUGCGGAAUGCGGACUGGACUUCUAGAUCUUAACAA
Nymphaea colorata (pocket water lily) is the source of this 2214-nucleotide messenger RNA. Its product is annotated as CBL-interacting serine/threonine-protein kinase 3. The transcript has 14 exons. Bases 647 to 2005 code for a protein of 452 amino acids. Lineage: Eukaryota; Viridiplantae; Streptophyta; Magnoliopsida; Nymphaeales; Nymphaeaceae. Gene Ontology annotation, biological process: signal transduction; protein phosphorylation. Gene Ontology annotation, molecular function: protein kinase activity; ATP binding. The record is from RefSeq and is a predicted model, not a curated record.